This is a messenger RNA of Lottia gigantea (owl limpet), 981 nucleotides long. RefSeq lists its product as hypothetical. Gene Ontology annotation, cellular component: membrane. Gene Ontology annotation, molecular function: hexosyltransferase activity. Lineage: Eukaryota; Metazoa; Mollusca; Gastropoda; Lottiidae. The record is from RefSeq and is a predicted model, not a curated record. Bases 1 to 981 code for a protein of 326 amino acids. The transcript has a single exon.
AUGAAACAUAAAAAGAUAAUCAAGAUACUGGUGAUACUUUGUAUUUUAACUGUGUUGUAUUUUUAUAACUUAAAUAUUAACUUAUCAAUUAUUUUAAAUAUCUCCACUAAACAAUUUGAGUUAAAAACUGAUUCGGAAGUGACGUACCCGGUGACUUUAUCUGGUGAAUUUGUUUUAAACAAUCUAACCAUUUGUCCACGUGACCGAUAUGUCACGGCUCUCGUUCUCGUACACACGGCUGCUCAACAUUUUGAACGUAGACGUAACAUCCGGUCAACUUACGGAUCCAAAAAGCUAUUUCUUCCCACCGAAGUCCGAGUUGUGUUUUUAGUGGGAAUUGUACAAAAUCUGAAGAUUCAGGAGAAAAUUCAAGAGGAACAUACCCAAUAUGGCGACAUAAUUCAGGGACAAUUUAUUGAUACAUACCAUAAUUUGACCAACAAAGGUAUCAUGGGCUUCCGGUGGAUUCUGAAUUAUUGUAAUAAUGUGGACUACGUCAUCAAAGUUGAUGAUGACGUCAUAUUUGAUAUGUGGAGAUUUCUAGACAAUCUGGAGGCUUUCAAUUCAACACGAUCGAUGUUUUGUACUCCGAUAUAUGACGGUCAGAUAUUCAGAGAUGGAAAAUGGACAGUGCCGGAGUCUCAAUUUGUAGGAGUGACAAACUGGCCGUGGACAUAUUGUCAAGGCUUUGUCGUCAUAAUGACUGGUGAAGUCAUUCGAGAACUGUUUCACGCAGCACACGUCACCCCGUUUUUAUGGAUUGAUGACGUAUAUUUAUUUGGUUACCUCCCUUUUCAAACAGGAAAUAUCACCAUCCGUCCAAUGCCUAAAAUGUUACAGCUUGAACCCAAUCCUGAAGGUGGUUUAUGUUUAAGUGUAGCUGGGUCUGAAUGUCCUAUGGUAGCGGUCGGUGUGGAAGAAAAAAUGUUCAAGUUCCAUUGGAAGAUGAUUUUGCUGAGAAACAACAAAACCUUCUCCUGA